Molecule: messenger RNA, 4710 nt
Organism: Micropterus dolomieu (smallmouth bass)
Lineage: Eukaryota; Metazoa; Chordata; Actinopteri; Centrarchiformes; Centrarchidae
Product: retinal guanylyl cyclase 2-like
Exons: 23
Coding region: 1-3174 (1057 amino acids)
Biological process (GO): protein phosphorylation; intracellular signal transduction; cGMP biosynthetic process
Molecular function (GO): ATP binding; peptide receptor activity; protein kinase activity
Source: RefSeq, a predicted model, not a curated record
AUGCAGCUUCCCAGAUGGUUGCUUGGGGCGUGUCUGUGGUUGCUAUGCAUUACGGAGGUUUGGACGACGACCUUUAAGCUGGCUCUGAUUGGUCCGUGGUCAUGUGACCCCAUUUUCUCCCGGGCGAUGCCAACAGCGGCGGUCAACCUGGCGUUGUCACGGUUACGAACUGACAGUGGUCUGAGCAGAGGAUACUGGUACGACGUCAAACUGCUGAACGAGGACUGCUCUGCCUCCAAAGCUCUGACAGAACUCCAGGACAUGGAGGGUUACGGCAACGCCUACAUCGGACUCUUUAACCCCGUCCUCUGUCACGCUGCCUCCUUAUUGGUUCAGCACUGGGAGGCAGGGCUUGCCUCUCCAGGCUGCCUGGAUGCCGAUUGGCCGAACCUGCCGCCCGUCACUCCACCCAGCAGAGUCCUGUUUACUGUCCUCAGGUACUUCCGCUGGGCGCACGUCGCCGUCAUCUCAGCUCCGUCCGACCUUUGGGAAAGCACCGGACAGGAAGUCGCCUCGGCGCUCAGAUCUCUCGGCCUGCCGAUCAAUCCGGUGGUUACCAUGGAGAGGAAGAACAAGGGCGGACCUCGGAAGGCGCUCAGAGCCAUCAGAGAGGCCGACAAGGUCAAAGUGGUGAUCAUGUGCAUGAGCUCAGUCUUGAUUGGUGGAGAGGAUCAGAGAGAGCUCCUAUUGGCUGCUCUGGACAUGGGGAUGGUUUCCGACGGUUACGUGUUUAUCCCGUACGACGCCCUGCUGUAUGCCAUGCCGUACCAGGACACAGUAUUCCCUCAGCUGACUAACAGCACGCAGCUUCGUCACGCCUACAGCGCCGUUCUGACCGUUACCAUGGCGUCCGACCAGAGUUUCUACGAAGCUUUCCGUCAGGCUCAGAUCAACCGAGAGAUCCGGUCUGCUGUGGCCGCUACUGAGGUGUCUCCGGUCUUUGGGACCAUCUUUAACAUGGUGUACUUCGUUGCUAAGGCAGUGGAGGAGCGUCGUAAGGCAGGGGGUGGGCACUGGGUGAAGGGUGAUCAACUCGUCCAAUCAGACGGAGGCUUUGAUUUCCAGGGCUUUAAUCAGAUGUUGUAUGGAGGUAAGGAAGGGAGUGGCCUGCAGGCCAGGUACGUGGUGUUGGACAGCGACGGUGACCGAUUCAUGCCGACACACUCGCUUGCUCCCACCCACACCGACCCGACGAUCGGAGGUCUGAGGCCGCUGAGUCACUCCUUCAACUUCCCCGGAGGAAAACCCCCCACCGCUAGCUUCUGUUGGUUCAGUCCAGAGGACGCCUGCAGAGGGGGUCUGGACCCGGUGACAGUGGUCCUGGUCUUCCUGUUGUUCUGCGCUGUGAUUGGAGCGUUGUGCUACUGGACCAGGAAGUACAAGGGCAGAGCGGUGAACACCAGUAAACUCAUCCUGACUCUGGACGACAUCGUCUUCAUCGAUACUCAAGUCAGCAGGAAGAAAUUGAACGAUGAGUCGAUCAUGAGGAGUCUUCUGGAAAUGAAAACUCCGUUGCCCUCGAUACCCCGAAGUUACAUCCUGACAACACCUGAGAGCUCCAAUAUAGGAAUACUGGAGGGCGACUGGGUUUGGCUGAAAAAGAUUCCUAUUGGAAAGACUAUAACAAUCAAUCAAAACACCCAGAGUCUGUUCAGCCAGUUGAGAGAAAUGCGACACGAGAACCUGAACCUGUACGUGGGUCUGUUUGUGGACUCUGGGAUCUUUGCUCUGGUGGUUGAACACUGUCCUCGAGGAAGCCUGGCCGACCUGCUGGCCGACAACAACGUGAGGCUGGACUGGAUGUUCAAGUCCUCGCUGCUCAUGGACCUCAUUAAGGGGAUGAAGUAUCUUCAUCUGCGAGGUUUGAGUCAUGGCCGGCUGAAGUCCACAAACUGUUUAGUCGAUGGACGCUUUGUUCUGAAAGUCACCGACUAUGGACUUCCUAUGAUCCUUCACUCUCAGAGCAUCAGCCUUCCUGAGGACCCACAAGAGCUGCUGUGGACAGCUCCGGAGCUCUUGAGGAAUCCUGUCCGAGGAGGCUCAUUUGCUGGAGACGUCUUCAGUUUCUCCAUAAUCAUACAGGAAGUGAUCUCACGAACACUGCCCUACGCCAUGAUGGACAUGCCCGCCCACGAGAUAGUGGAGCGUCUGAAGCAGCCUCCUCCUCUGUGCAGACCUCUUGUUUCGGUGGAUGAAGCUCCUACAGAGUGUCUCAGCCUGAUGAACGAUUGUUGGAAUGAAGAUCCGAGUAAGAGGCCAAACUUCGAUGAAAUCUUCAAACAGUUUCGGGGCAUUAACAGAGGGAAGAAGGCCAACAUCAUCGACUCCAUGUUGAGGAUGUUGGAGCAGUAUAGUUCAAACCUGGAGGAUCUGAUCCGAGAGCGAACAGACGAACUGGAGAUUGAGAGAAACAAGACAGAUAAGCUGGUGGGACAGCUCCUGCCAAAAUCCGUGGCUCAGUCUCUGAAGAAGGGGAAGCCGGUCCGACCUGAACACUAUUCAGACUGCACCCUUUACUUCAGUGACAUCGUUGGGUUUACCACCAUCUCAGCUCUCAGUGAACCCAUCGAGGUGGUCGACCUGCUGAAUGACCUCUACACCAUGUUUGAUGCUAUCAUUGCUACUCAUGACGUCUACAAGGUAGAAACUAUCGGAGACGCCUACAUGGUGGCUUCAGGUGUCCCCAACAGAAACGGAAAUCGACACGCAGCUGAAGUGGCCAACAUGUCUCUGGACAUCCUGCACUCCAUAGCAGCUUUUAAGAUCAAACACAUGCCCGAGAUUAAAGUCAAAAUACGCAUCGGACUGCAUUCAGGGCCGGUGGUAGCAGGCGUGGUUGGCCUCACCAUGCCCAGGUAUUGUCUGUUUGGAGACACGGUGACCACCGCCUCGCACAUGGAGGCCAGCGGACUGCCCUACAGGAUCCACAUCAGUCUGAGUACAGUGAAGGUCCUGACCAGUCUCAAACUGGGAUACCACAUAGACACCAGAAAGGCACAGGUGAAGGGAACAGUGGACACGUACUGGCUGAUGGGUCGAGAUGGUUUUGAUAAACCCCUUCCUAUUCCCCCAGACGUCACUGGAGGGGCCAGUAACCAUGGCAUCAGCCUGGAUGAGAUUCCAGUUGCACGAAGACAAAAGUUUCUGGACCGACAGAAGAAUAUAAAGAAAUGAUGCCAACACACAUGUGACCGUCACAAUCAUACAUGUACACAUAUUUCUCAAAGCAACGUUAUGAAAGAUGUGGUUUUGUGUGUGAUUUUCAUAUUUUGUGAACAAAAACUAGCAAAUCACAAACUUUGCAGCAUCAAGCAGGUGCAACAAGACAAGAAACAGAUAUUACAGACAAGUCCAACAGGAAGAAGGCCAGCUCGCUGUCUGUCUCACAGCCUUUUAUUUCACAAAGCUCUCACCAACGUCUGUCAGCCUCUUGCCUGGUCACUUUUCCUAGCUCCAUGUGACAACGAGUUCUUCUAUCUCUUCUCAGAUUCUGCCAUGAUAUCCAUACAUACCACAAAUUUAACAGUGUAUACUUGUUGCUUCCUCUGAUAGCUCGCUAAAGAUUCAUGUUGGUGCCGUAAAGCAUCACGCCAUUUUCACGAUGAAUGACCGGCCUGGAUUUCAGUGUUACAAUAAUAGCACAGGGCCCAGAGUGGCACUGGCAGAUAUUUCAAGUCAGUUUAGCAUCCAAAGGGUUCUGAAGUUGUCAUCUUAAUACAAUGACUUCAUAAUGUUGCUUGAACAAACAGAAACAUGAAUAAACGCACAGACACACAUUCCCAUAUAUAUAUAUGUAUUAACACACACUACCUCGAGGACUGGACUCUGGUUUAAAAUCAGCUGAUGAGACAUUUUCAGCCAAAACUCAUGAAAACUAAAGCGACUUCUGAAAAGACAGUGACUUUCUGUUUGUAGCUGGAAGACGCUUGGCUCUGAUUGGUCAAUAACUUCCCUUCAUCACAUUAAUAUUGUCUGUGCCUCACAUGGGUCUAUAAUACAUAACACAGUCAAGACAGCUUUAAGUAGUUAUAGCAUCCUAACAUAAUACAUGUAAAUUAACAGUACUGACCCUGCUGUAUGGCUGUACAUACCCAAUGAUAACAAACACCUUCCCAUACUGUAGUGGCAUGUUCUUCAGUGCACUACAUGCUGGGAAAGACACCCCCCCCAACGUACAGAAUGAAUGAAUGUUUUUCUGCUUUCAUAUCCUCCUUACCCACCUCUUAACAUUUUGUCCUAAUGGAGCUGCAGUGAUCGAUAAUCAGUUUGAUUUAUCCAUUAUUUCAGACAGUGAGAGUCAUUACUUUGCUGUAGUUUGUUCUGGUCUAAAGUCACAAGAUGUCAUAAAUAUCUUUAGAUAAAUAUCUGAAUUAUUAAAGAGGAACAGAACAUGAAAAAUAUAUUAAGAUCUCAUUAUACAUGAGAAAACUUCCCAUCAUCCUUUCAAUCGAACCAGCCGUCUUUAAAGACCUCUAACUGAAUCUCAGCAUGCAAGCUUGGAUGACCUUCGAAAGUGACAAAAUAAAUGAUGGGCAGAUGUGAGCUUAGCACUACAAGUGUUAUGGUUCCAAGUGUAAAUCAAAGUUGUAAUAAUCCCAGAAGCCACCAGUAGUAUUAUUUUUACCUUUGCCAUCACUGUUUCCUGUAAUGAUCCCAGAUUUCAGAACUUAUUUAUUACUGUAUUUUAAUUAAAUUAAAUAUUCACUAAAA